AGCAGCCGGCGGGCACGGAGACUCCGGGCUAACUGCGUGUGUGUGUCCCCGCAGGGCAUGGAGAGGCCGGCGGCUUGGGAGCCGCAGGGCGCCGACGCGCUGCGCCGCUUCCAGGGGCUGCUGCUGGACCGCCGCGGCCGGCUGCACGGCCAGGUGCUGCGCCUGCGCGAGGUGGCCCGGCGCCUCGAGCGCCUCCGCCGGCGCUCUCUGGCGGCCAACGUGGCUGGCAGCUCGCUGAGCGCUGCAGGCGCCGUCGCCGCCAUCGUGGGGCUCUCGCUCAGCCCCGUCACCCUGGGGGUCUCGCUUCUGGCUUCGGCCGUGGGACUGGGAGUGGCCACCGCCGGAGGGGCCGUCACUAUCACGUCCGACCUCUCCCUGAUCUUCUGCAACUCCCGGGAGCUGCGGAGGGUGCAGGAGAUCGCGGCCACCUGCCAGGACCAGAUGCGCGAGAUGCUGAGCUGCCUCGAGUUUUUCUGCCGCUGGCAGGGCCGCGGGGACCGCCAGCUGCUGCAGUGCGGGAGGAACGCCUCCAUCGCCCUGUACAACUCUGUCUACUUCAUAGUCUUCUUCGGCUCACGUGGCUUCCUCAUCCCCAGGCGGGCCGAGGGGGCCACCAAGGUUAGCCAGGCCGUGCUGAAGGCCAAGAUUCAGAAACUGGCGGAGAGCCUGGAGUCCUGCACCGGGGCUCUGGACGAACUCAGUGAGCAGCUGGAAUCCAGAGUCCAGCUCUGCGCGAAGAGCAGCCGUGGCCACGACCUCAAGAUCUCUGCCGACCAGCCCUCAGGGUUGUUUUUCUGAGAACAUCCUUUCCCUCUAAUGACCGAGGUCAGAAACAUCCCCAUGGGAUGCUCCAAAUUUGUAGCUCCUUCAGGAAAACUCCAAGUUGGGUUAGGAGCUGAGUGCAAAGGAUGAGAAAAACUGUUCUUGGUGCGGGGGUCCUCCCAGCCCUUCAUUCCCCAUCACUGUGACAUCCUGCCUGGGGUUGAGUGCUAGGGACUUUUUGCUUGCCUGGUCCUAGUGGGAUAUGCGACCUUAAAACUAUGUUUCCUUCAUCAAAACCAUUCAGUCUUCACACCGCUAGGCAUUCCUGUUUUAAACUUGUUGUGGGGUCCCUGCCCCUGUGCUGGUGGUUUGAGUGGAGGCUGGAGAGGGUGCAGAUACAGCCACCUUCUGGGUCCUCUCCAAGCCCCACUAGGCUCUGAGGUCCUCAAAAUGCCUGUGAGAGGAGACACUAGCUUUAAAACCUCUGUUCCAGAGUUUCUGAGUAAAAGAACUCCAGAAUCCAGAGCAAACAGGCCCCCUCUGAACAAUGUAGGAGGGGUCAGGACCCAAGAGAGGCCCCUCCAGCUGACAUGCUGUGCCCUGCCCUCUCAGCUUGUCCACUCAGAUCCCGCCUGGCGAUGGAGUGGACCUCCCUGGGUGCUUCAUAUCCAGACCUCCAGGUCCUCUGAGAGGGGAAAGCAGCUAAACGGUCAUCUAAGCCCCGCCCCCUUGCAGCAAGAAGCUGAGGCCAAGGAAGAUGAACUGACUAACAGCUCCAUUUACUAACAUCGCAGAGUAGAGAGGAGAGCAACAGCUUUUGAGUUAGACACUCCUGGGUUUAUUACAGGCACUGUCACCACCGUGUGACCUUGAGGGAUUAAAUGAGAUAAAGUCCCUAGAACAGUGUCUGGCUCACAGAGUGGCCCCUGCACUGGCAACAUUAGCAUCGCCUGGGAACUUGUUAGAAAGGCAAAUUCUUGGACUCAACCCCUGACUUAUGGAAUCAGAAACUCUGGAGGAGGCCCCAGCAACCUGCGUUUAGACAAGCCUUCCAGGUGGUUCUGACGCCUACUAAGGUUUGAAAACCACUGCAACAGAUGUUAGUUUCUGAUCCCUUUGAUGAGCUUUCAUGAAGUCUCCAUGGUCUUCAGAGUCAUUCACAGAAGGUUAAGGACAGACUGUAUCCCAGAAGUAAAAGAAAGAAUUUGUGUGCGCACUGGUCAAUGCAUCCUGGGGCAUUUCCCACCAUGUGAACUAAAGGAUGUGACAUAGUAAGCCCUGUAGAGGGCAGUGUUGCCCACUCAUUGUAGAAACUGGUACAGAAAGGAAUGUGAACUUAACCUGAAAUUGACCUGCAUUACCUUCUCUGAAAACUGCCAGACCAUGUGUUUUUUUAAUUUAUUUUGUUUUUUAUUUAAUUACUGUUUAUUAUUUUCAUUUAAUUUUAUUUAAUCACCACAUUUAGAAAAUAAUAGGAAUAGCAAGUUUCUGAACAGGAGAUUACUGAGGCUUUUUUCAGGAGAUGAGGUUGAGUUUGACUUUCUGAGGUGGGGCAUGAGCUGGAAAUAGCAUCAUUCCCCUGGAAUAAGUCUCUCUCCUUACCACAUUAGGUAAAGGUGGGAAGUUCUGCAUAGAGAGACCAGGAGCUGAGUUUAAGCCUAUAAAUGGAGGCUUGACUCGUGGGGUGUAGAAAUGACCCAAGCGUAUUUAUCCUGAAGGUACUUUGCCAGCAGAUAAGGCUUGACCUGAAAAAAGAACCUAUUUAGUUUAGGGGGAAAAAACCCCAUUAGAGGCAUGUGAAGGAAGCACUUAGACCUAGGAAGCCUGAUGUCCUGUGAAGUUCUAUCUUAUGGGUGAUAGACAAAACAGCUUGUGUUACAGUGGUGAUAUGCCACAUUUUCAUUUUGGGAUCUGUAAGAAAUCUGUCUCUGAGAAAAUACUUAUAAUUUCUUCAAUUUCCAUUCCUACAAUUGUAAUGUUGAAAAGUAUGUUGAAAAGUCUUUGGGGCCACACACACACAAACUUGGCUGUAUUAUUUAAUUAUUUAAUAGGCUUUAAACUUACCCAGUCUACCCCCGUGCUUCCCAAUGAUGGCAGUGUGUCUGAGGAAGUAUAAUUUCAGUGCUGCGGGGACGAGUUCGUGUUUCUAUAUUUUUAUUUUUCCUAUAAAUUGCAAUCAAUCUGUAUCCUGGUUUAUUUUGAAAUUGGUACUGGUUUCUUUUUAAACUGGUGUCACUUCUUAGACUACCUUGAACAGAAGCUAGCAUUUUAGUUCACCAGAAUGUACUUCACAUUGUUAUUUAUGUUAUGUCAUAAAGGUACAACCAUGCCCUAACUCAUCUUUUAUUAACGUUUAAAUUUGAAUUAUUUCCUUCCAAUGCCUGAGCUAUUCCCUAGAAAUAAACUGGCCACUUUUGGAAGCAGCAGCAAACAUUUCCUAUCAUUAGGGUAUUUUGAGUAUUUCAAAGUCCUAAACUCCCAAAGUUGUCAUUUCAGUGGCCCACUUUACAUCUAAGGAACAGUGUCUACUUUGGAACAAUACCUUGCACAUAAUAGGAGCUCAAUAAAUGCAUUUGAAUAAUUUAAUAAACUACUUAGCUGUAUUAAUAGGAAUUUGUUGAUAAUGACAGAUCAUUCAUUCUUUUAUGUGUCUGUUAUAAAGAUUGGAGCCUCUACCAGGAUUUAGUCGAGUGCAGUUAAAUGGAUCCUAGAGACAAAUAUUUAUUUCUUUCUUUUGUGGGAAUGUGAAUAAGGCUUUUCCUUAAGGCCUUCAUUCUAUAAACAAACAGAUUGAAAUGGUAUGUUGUAAAGGGAAGAAGGGAGAGGGGUAUUUAGAUUACAAGUGUACUUCAGAAAAAUG
Messenger RNA from Diceros bicornis minor, 3622 nucleotides. RefSeq names its product apolipoprotein L domain containing 1 (gene APOLD1). Gene Ontology annotation, cellular component: membrane; extracellular region. Bases 58 to 798 code for a protein of 246 amino acids. Lineage: Eukaryota; Metazoa; Chordata; Mammalia; Perissodactyla; Rhinocerotidae. The record is from RefSeq and is a predicted model, not a curated record. Gene Ontology annotation, biological process: lipid transport; lipoprotein metabolic process. Gene Ontology annotation, molecular function: lipid binding. The transcript has a single exon.